Molecule: messenger RNA, 2121 nt
Organism: Pocillopora verrucosa
Lineage: Eukaryota; Metazoa; Cnidaria; Anthozoa; Scleractinia; Pocilloporidae
Product: eukaryotic translation initiation factor 2A-like
Biological process (GO): translational initiation
Cellular component (GO): cytosolic small ribosomal subunit
Molecular function (GO): ribosome binding; protein binding; translation initiation factor activity
Source: RefSeq, a predicted model, not a curated record
GGGCUAACAUGGCGGCCACGAGAGCUCUUUUUGCGGUCAGAGGAUCGGACGGAAUAUCUAUUGUUCAUGGCCCGCCAAAGUUUAGGCAACACGAGGACUUUGGAAGUGACAACUCUCCUCGAUGCAGGGCAAUGACCUUUAGUCCUGAUGGGUCUCUCUUUACUUGGUGUAAUGGCCAAAGUGUAAUAGUUGUAGACACGUCCAAGUUCAGUUUAGUAUGCCGUAUUCCUAAAGAGAAAACUCAGUGUUUGGACUUCUCUCCUAAAGCCACUCACCUGUCAAUAUGGGAACAGUACACAGCAAGUAAAGAUCAGUCUGCAGGAGUAAACAACCUUGAAAUCUGGAAUCUUCAGGCUGGAAGAUUAGUUGCUGGAUUUUCACAGAAGAAGAAGGACACUUGGCAACCAAAGUGGAGUGAAGAUGAGUCAGUCUGUGCUCGAUCUGUUAACAAUGAGAUUCACUGCUUUCACGAAGCAGAUUUCACUUCAAUUGCAACCAAACUGAGGCUUCAAGGAAUCUCAGAUUUUGAGCUCUCUCCAGGUCCCCCUCCAUUUACUGUGGCAGCUUAUGUUCCUGGUUCAAAGGGUGCACCAUCGUAUGUGCGAUUAUUUAGACACCCAAAUUUUGACAAUCCUGCUUCUGUUCUAGCCAAUAAAAGCUUUUUCAAGGCAGAUAGAGUGAAAUUGAUGUGGAACAAGAAAGGCUCUGCUGUGCUUGUUGUAACAACAACAGAUGUUGACACAACAGGUGCCUCGUAUUAUGGUGAACAAACACUGCAUUAUAUCAGUACUUCUGGAGAAAGCAGUAUGGUGCAGUUAGCUAAAAGAGGACCAAUAUACUCAGUUCAAUGGAGUCCAAACUCAAAGGAAUUCUGUGUGGUGUAUGGCUUCAUGCCAGCCAAGGCAACAUUAUUUAAUAUAAAAUGUGAAUCCUUGUUUGACUUUGGGACUGGACCACGUAACGACGUCUUUUACAACCCUCAUGGAAAUAUUAUCUGCCUGGCUGGGUUUGGAAAUCUUAGAGGCCAGUUGGAAAUGUGGAGUAGAAAAGAUUUUAAGCUAAUUAGCAAACCUCAGGCAAGUGACUCUACAUACUUUGAAUGGUGUCCAGAUGGUGAACAUAUUUUGACUGCAACAACAUCUCCAAGGCUCAGAGAAGGAAAUGGGUACAAACUGUGGCAUUAUACAGGAAAGCUGUUAGAUGAAAGAAGAGUUAGUGAACUUUGGGAGGUUAAGUGGCAACCUGUUCCAGAUGGAAAGUUUAAGGAGCCAACUAUUGACUACAGUGCUGCGGUGUCUGCCACGACACAAGAACAACAGAAAACUAAAGAUGUUUAUCGACCUCCUGGUCUCAGAGGAUUGGCACCUUCAGUAAAAGUGCAUGAGAAUGAACCUGCAGAAAAUAUGAAGCCAAAGGAAGGCCAGGAAAUCUCAAAAUCAGCAGCUAAAAAUAAGAAAAAAAGAGAGGCCAAAGCAAGAGCAAAGCAAGAACAGGAAGUUGCUACUCAGGAGGCAGUGAGGUCAAAACUUCCUCCAUCAUCACCAGCAUCACCACCAGUAGCUGAUACAACUCUUCCACCAGAGAAAGAAAAGAAGCUAAGAAAUUUGAAAAAGAAAUUGCGUCAGAUUGAAGACCUGAAGGAGCAACAGAGAUCUGGAAAAACACUGGAAAAAAAUCAGCUUGAUAAGAUGGCAGCAGAGGCAUCACUCAUAAAGGAAAUCCAAGAAUUAGAGCUUGGAAGCUGACACAAAUUUUUACAAUUCUUAAUACAGUUAUCCCUUUCAUUUUCCAACAUGAUCAAAAGGAAUUUCGCCUUUUGAUAUCAAUAUAUUUUGAAACAGUAUGGUGAUGAGAAGAGAGAAAAAAAUACACCAAUUGCAAGUGUCAUGUUUGAUUACAUAAAAAGUUCUUAGAGUAAGAAGUGAAAGAAAAUGUACCGCAGGCAAUAAAGAGAAGUGAUGUCUUGAUCUUAGAAUUGAAAGGGUUAGGGAGCCUCUUAGAAUAAAACCAAGAAUUUGACAAUUUAUAUUAAGUACAACUGAUGUUCUACCAAGAGUAUUAACCAACAGAAACAAAUAGUUUUAUGUACUUCGUUGUAAUAUCAAAAAAUCCUUUAGUCUC